Messenger RNA from Vanessa tameamea, 312 nucleotides. RefSeq names its product histone H4-like. Gene Ontology annotation, biological process: nucleosome assembly. Gene Ontology annotation, cellular component: nucleosome. Gene Ontology annotation, molecular function: structural constituent of chromatin; protein heterodimerization activity; DNA binding. Lineage: Eukaryota; Metazoa; Arthropoda; Insecta; Lepidoptera; Nymphalidae. The transcript has a single exon. Bases 1 to 312 code for a protein of 103 amino acids. The record is from RefSeq and is a predicted model, not a curated record.
AUGACAGGUCGCGGUAAAGGCGGGAAAGGUCUGGGAAAAGGAGGCGCGAAGCGUCACCGGAAAGUGCUCAGAGAUAACAUCCAGGGCAUCACGAAGCCUGCGAUAAGAAGAUUGGCCAGACGAGGUGGAGUUAAAAGAAUAUCCGGUCUCAUUUACGAAGAGACCCGUGGCGUUUUGAAGAUAUUUCUAGAAAAUGUAAUACGCGACGCAGUUACGUACACAGAACACGCGAAGAGAAAAACCGUGACAGCGAUGGACGUCGUCUACGCUCUGAAACGUCAAGGGCGAACUCUUUACGGUUUUGGCGGGUGA